Drosophila montana is the source of this 9827-nucleotide messenger RNA. It is a transcript of the gene InR, whose product is annotated as Insulin-like receptor. The transcript has 14 exons. NCBI's taxonomy places the organism in Eukaryota, Metazoa, Arthropoda, Insecta, Diptera, Drosophilidae. Gene Ontology annotation, molecular function: insulin receptor activity; insulin receptor substrate binding; ATP binding. Gene Ontology annotation, biological process: positive regulation of kinase activity; multicellular organism development; glucose homeostasis. Bases 1398 to 8159 code for a protein of 2253 amino acids. Gene Ontology annotation, cellular component: insulin receptor complex; axon; plasma membrane. The record is from RefSeq and is a predicted model, not a curated record.
UUGCGCGUGUGUGUGUGUGUGGGUCUGCGCGCGAGGUGCAAAAUAAAAUUCACAAGCGGCAAAAUAAAUGAAUAAAAUUGUAUACACAAAGUGAGCUGCGGCACCAGAAGCAGCAGCAGAAUGUUGUGAAGUUGCGGCGCAAAAAGAAAGCCCGCGAAUAAAACGAGAAGAAAAAAAAAGUGAAUUUAGGGCUGCAACUAGGAAAGUGCGUCGUUUUAUUUUGAAAUCGAUACGAAAAUAAAAAUACACAAAAAGUGGGCCUCGUUCUACAUACAAACAAAUAUACCUACGAAUGUUGUCAUACAUAUGCAUUAAUGUGCAUGUAUAUUUGCAGGCGUGUGAAUGUGUGUGUGCGUGUGCAAAGUGCAACAUAAACAAACGAAAAUGUUUAACAAGAAUGCAAAAAAGAUUCACAAAAUGCAUUAUUAAAAUCGCGUGAAAUAUCACAAAAAGUGUAAAAUGUGACACGGCUAAGGAAUGCAAAUUGAAAGAGAAACUGACAACUACAACAACAACAACGCCACAGCAUCAAAUGCAACGCAGAGAGCAAAGAGCAACAAUAAACAAAACAAUAAAUAAGAAAAAAUGAUAACCUAAAUAAAUAAAAUUGCUAGUCAAAUAGUUUGGAGAAACGAAGAGACGAAAAACGGCGAAUCGAGAAACGCGACGAAUCGGCAAACGGGUCGCGACGAGUGCAUUUUUUGAGUUCCUAGCAAAGAAAGAAAGAAGUAAGGAUAGUAGAAGAAGGGGCUUCCUUGCGUUUGCUACCUCUCUCUUCUCCCACUCUUCAGAUAUCUUUGCCCUCUAUAAAGGCAUCUCUUUCGCGCAGUUAAAGAGCGUCUAAGCAAUUUUUACAAUUGACACUUUGUUGUUAUCUACGCUUUCGCCAGAAGAGCUGCCGCCGCCGCGGCCUGCACAGCAGAAAGCAAAAGAAAGUGCAGCAAAACGAAAGGGAUAAGAAAAAGCAGCAACAACAGCAGCAGCGCCAGAAAAUCGAAACGUGUUUUAAAUUUAUAACAAUAAGUAAGAUAAAUUGUUGUGCUGCCGCUCUCUCGCUCGCCUCACCAACAUCAACAUAAUCAAAAACAACAACAACCACAACAACAACAACAACGAAGAGUCACCAUAGUUUCGACCAGUCGAGCAAAAACCAAAACAACAACCACAACGACGACAACAAAAAGCAUUCCAACUGACGAAGAUAAAUACAAAACACUACAAGUCUGAGAACACAACUGGUGUGUGCAUGUGUGAGAAAUAGAGAGAAACAGAGAGCUAGCGAACGUGCAAGCGAAAGCUGCAAUGAUCACUUAGUGGGCCGGCGCCCCUAAUUAAAUAAUUUAUAAUAAAAGCAGUUUUCUUAAUUUAAUUAAAAUAGCAACAAAGCAAGCAAAACAAUGGAAUCAGCAAUAAUAACAUUUUUCAAUGAAUAUGUUUAUUUACGUAUUCCUGAGGAAAAGCUGCCAAUACCAAUAGCAAAAAUAAAUGAAAGCGAUAGUGCAUGUUUUCCCCUUACAACAACAACAACAAAGCGAGAAAGAAGAAUAUCAAUACUCUUUAAAACGCUAGAGCCCGGCAACAUGUUGCAGAAAUCCAGUUGCAGUGCAACAGCAACAAAAACAACCACAACUGAUACGGUAUUAGAAACAACAAAAACAAGGCCAGAAUCAUUAUCAACAACAACAACAACAACGUAUGGAAACAUUUGUGUUGUAUGCCGACAAGUGUUCGCAACAUCAACAUGUUCCUGUAUUCAGACAGCAACAAGCAGCAGUUCCUAUGCAGACAGCAGCAGCUGUAGCAGCCAGCGCAGAAGCAAAAACAGAAACAGUAGCAGUAGCAGUAGCAGUAACAGCGGCGCAAAAUCCACCACAUUCCCCAGCAAACUGUCGUCGGCGCAACAUUGCCGCUGUCUGCAGCAACAGCAGCAACAUCUGCAGCACCAGCAACAUGCUGUCAGCGUCGCGCGUGUAUGUUGCUGUGCAAAUAGUAGUAGAAGUAGUCGAAAAAGUAGUAGUAGUAGUAAUAGUACAAAUGACAAUAACCAAAAAGUAGCAGCAACAACAGCCAAUUGCCACUGCAACAGCAACAACAAAAACAACAAUAUUAACAGCCACAUCCAUAAAAAGCAACGACUGCAGCAACAUUUUAACAUUUACAGCAAUUGCUUAAGCCUUUUGGCCGCACUGCAAUUGUUAUUUCUGUUUGCGCAAAAACAAAUGCUGAUGCUACAUUGUCGCAAUCUAUUUAAAAGACGCCGAAGACAACAAUUACAGCCACAAAAUCAACAACAGCAGCAGCAGCAACAGCAAAAACUAGCGCAACGAGUACAUCCGAAAUACAGUUAUCAUCAGGAACAACAUCAUCACUGGCGCCACCAAAGGAUAGCGUAUACAAUACUCGCUCUGUUAACACUGCAUGCGACAACAACAAUUGCGCAGCAGCCGCCGCCGCCCACGCAACACGAUCAACAACAGCUGCAGCAGCAUCAGCAGCGAAAUACAUUAACAGCGAGGCGUAGCUUAGAAUACAGUUUGGCCUCUCUGACAGGCCAGGCGCGUAACAUCGGGCCUGGCGUUAACAGCAACAGUAACAUUAACAGAGAUGUACGAUUGGCGCGCAGGGAAAUGCCCUGUAAAUCAAUGGAUGUACGCAACAAUAUUUCGGAACUGAGUCAGCUGGCGAACUGUACGAUCAUCGAGGGUUUUUUGCUCAUAACGCUAAUCAACGAUGCGGAUAAGCUGAAUACAACCUAUCCGCUGCUCACUGAGGUCACUGGAUAUAUAAUCGUUUAUCGUGUACAUAAUCUGAUAUCGUUAUCGCAAAUCUUUCCCAAUUUGAGCGUAAUACGCGGUAAUAUACUCUUCGAGAGCUACGCUUUAAUCGUAUAUCAGAAUCGGGAUCUGAUGGAUAUUGGACUGUCCAAUCUGCGGGCUAUUACCAAUGGGGGCGUCCGCAUCGAGAAGAACUACUAUUUGUGUUUCGUGCAAACGGUCAACUGGCAGAAGAUCUUGUCCAAAAAUGCCACAGAGACGGACGUUGUGCUCAAGUUCAAUCGCAAUGAGGCGGAAUGUGCACGCUGUCCGGGCGAAAUGAAAUUCGACGACUCCCAGGAUAAUACCAUGACGGAUGCCAGCGAUGUGCUCAACUGCAGGGUCCAUCCGGACAACAAGCGCUACUGCUGGAGCAGUCGUGCGUGCCAGACAAUUUGUCCCAAGGAGUGCCCCUACAACUGCAUCGAUGAGAACACCUGCUGCAACGACUCCUGCCUGGGCAGCUGUUCAAAGCCAGUUCUGGGCGAUUGCGUUGCCUGUCGCAAUGUUUCCAUUCAUGGCGGCAAUUGCAUUGAUCAGUGUCCCGAUGGCUACUUUCUGUACGAACAACGUUGUAUUACGGCUGAGAUGUGCGAACAAAUGGGCACCAAAUACGAGAGCAGCAAGGAGAUGAAGCUGGUGCAUUACAAUGGCAAAUGCACGACACGCUGCGAGAAGGGCUAUGCCACUAUGAACAACACCUGCAAGAAAUGCAACGGCACCUGCCAGAAGCUGUGCCAAGGCGGCAUUAUUGACAGUCUGGUGCGAGCUAAGGAGUUCCAUGGCUGCACUGUGAUCGGGAAGGAUGGACUGACCAUAAGCAUCAAGCGCGGUGGACCGCACAUGAUUGAUGCACUGGUGUCCGGUUUGGGCAUGAUCCAUACAAUUAAUUCAUAUCUGAAGGUGCAUUUGACCUAUGGCCUGACCACACUGGACUUUUUUAAGAGCCUGCGCCACAUUAAGGGCGAGACUUUGCUAGAGAGUCGGUAUGCUCUGUACGUGCUGGAAAAUCGGGAUCUGGAGGCAAUUUGGGCCGAAAACCAAACAGUCAGCAUUAGCAAAGGCAGCAUCUUCUUUCAUUUCAAUCCCAAACUUUGCAUUGAGACCAUCGAUAAACUGAGACCCAUGCUGCCCGGCAAACCGGAGAAGUUUAACAAAAACGAGGUGGCCGAGGAUUCGAAUGGCAACAAGGGCACAUGCAAUACGAUAUGGUUGAAAGUAAACAUCGAAAAAAGGGGCAGCACAUUAGUUAAGCUCCAGAUAAACACCACCGUGAUAUUUGAUGACGAUCGUUCCUUCAUUGGUUAUCAGAUCUAUCACACAUUUGAUCCAUACGGUAAUGUCACCAGGGACAAUUAUCAACCCUGCUCGGAUAGCUGGAUUGUGACCGAACCGAGCAAAGAGAAUAAGAGCAUAAUCACCAAUCUGGUGCCCUACACCAAAUAUGCAUUCUAUGUCCGCACCAUGACCAUUUCGUCGGAGAAGCGCAACUAUCAGAGCGACAUCAUACGCUUCCAGACGAUGCCCUCGAAGCCGACGGAUGUGCGCAGGAUCAGUGCACGCUCCACAGACAGCUCGAAAAUUUUGCUGAGCUGGAAACCCCCGCUGACUGUGAAUGGCAAGCUGAUAAAGUAUCAGGUGCGCGCAGAGAUCACACGGCGGGACGUUAAACUGGAGCAUCAUCGUAACUUUUGCCGGGAUCCUUUGCCGAAUAGCUCCAACGACGAGGAGACAUUCUCGUCGCCCGCGGAAAAGACAAUUAUGCAGACGUCAGGGUCUAACUGCAAAUGCGAUGCGGGCGGUCGCAACGUGUUCGAUCAGCAGAUUGUUGAAGAGAAAAUCUUAGAUGAAAUCGAAUUCGAGAAUGCCCUCCAGAACUUUCUGUAUGUAUCGAAGAAGCCAAUUCAGUCUUCAGAGACUGAAUUCGCGAUCAGCGACAACAGCAUCGAUGGCACCGGCUCUUUUGAGAGUCCGAAUGCUGUGCAACGCAGGCGCAGGCGGUACAUUGAAAUGGACGAGUAUGAGCAUGAAGUUGGCAGCGUUCUAAUGCGGCACAUUCGAUCUGUUAAACUGGAUAACUCCAGCAAGUUCGACAGGGUGCGUCCUAACCCAAAUGACACGGCAAACAAUUCUAUGGAGGGCUGGUUGAAUAUGACAGUUAUGGAUGAGAGCGAAUCCUAUUACAAGAUCUUCUCCGCCGAGGUGGAUGCAAACACAACAGAAUUUCAAUUUGAAAAAUUGCGACAUUUCUCCUUCUAUUCGCUGUCGGUGCGCGCAUGCCGGGAGAAAGAGGGCCCCGAAGACUUCAGUGAUCUGUGCAGCGAUGCCGAACCCUGGGAGAAGCGAACCCAAAAGUUGGCUAAUAUGGACAAGGCAUUUAAUUUAACGGGCGAACUUCUGGGCAACCUAAACACCACACGGGGUAAUGUGCGCCUGCGGUGGGAGGAGCCACUGGAUCCGAACGGUGCGAUCGUCUCCUACAUGAUCAUCUACGAACGCCAGGAACGGGAUGCCGUCGAGGAGAAACGAUGCAUAACAGUGCAGGACUAUCUCAAUCAGAGCGGCUACGUUGUGACCAAUCUGAACGAGGGCAAAUACAGCUUCCGCAUAAGGGCCAAUUCACUGGCCGGCGAGGGUGAUCUUACGGACUUUAUCUAUGUUACGGUGCCGCCGCCCGGAUUGUCGCCAUUUGAAUGGGCCGGAUAUGCUCUGAUUGGAAUCAUGGGGAUUAUAAUGUUCUUGUUGAUCUAUUACAAGUUCUUCCGUGUGAAGAAGGGACAUCCGCGAGAUUUGGUCAUCAAUACGGAAGUGAAUCCAUUUUAUGCGAGCCUGCAAUACGUGCCCGAUGAUUGGGAGGUGCCGAGAGAGCGCAUCAUUCAGCUGGGCCCACUGGGCCAGGGCUCCUUCGGCAUGGUCUACGAAGGCAUACUCAAGGCGCAAAACAACGGCGAGGAUAGACCGUGUGCGAUCAAGACAGUGAACGAGAAUGCCACCGAUCGGGAGCGCACCAAUUUCCUGAGCGAAGCCAGCGUGAUGAAAGAGUUCGACACGUACCAUGUGGUCCGGUUGCUGGGCGUCUGUUCGUAUGGACAGCCGGCACUGGUCGUCAUGGAGCUGAUGAAAAAGGGCGAUCUCAAGUCCUAUUUGCGCGCCCAUCGACCCGACGAACGGGAAGAUGUGCUCGCGGUCUAUCAGCAGCGCAUAGGGCUCACCACCGGCACGGGAACAAUAGCGGGUGCAGUGCAGCCGCCACCAUACAGUCGCAUCUACCAAAUGGCCAUCGAAAUAGCCGACGGCAUGGCCUACCUGGCCGCCAAAAAGUUCGUCCAUCGCGAUCUAGCCGCACGCAAUUGCAUGGUUGCCGAAGAUCUGACUGUAAAGAUUGGCGACUUUGGCAUGACCCGUGACAUCUAUGAGACGGACUACUAUCGCAAGGGCACCAAGGGUCUGCUGCCAGUGCGCUGGAUGCCGCCGGAGAGUUUGCGCGACGGCGUCUACGCGAGCUCCAGUGAUGUGUUCAGCUAUGGCGUUGUCCUCUGGGAAAUGGCUACGCUCGCUUCACAGCCCUACCAGGGCCUGUCCAAUGAGCAGGUGCUGCGCUAUGUCAUCGACGGUGGCAUCAUGGAAAGGCCCGAUAAUUGUCCGGAGGUGCUGCACAAGCUGAUGCAUCGCUGCUGGCAUCAUAGGCCCUCAGCGCGACCCUCAUUCCUGGACAUAAUUGCUUAUCUGGAGGGGCUCGCCCAUCCGCACUUCAAGGAGGUGGCCUUCUACUAUACCGAUGCGGGUGUGCAGUACCGCGAAAAGGAGCGCAAGGAGCGCAAUCAAAUAGAUGCCUUUGCGAGCGCUCAUCUAGAUGCCGAUGUGGAUGGCGAAGAUGCCACAACGCCGUUGCGUGUGGGCGAAUAUGAGGGCUAUAAGUCCAACAUGGAGCACAACGAAUCGGUGGAACAGCCAGCUGAGAGUCCCAUUGCUCUAGUCGAUGAUCAGGCGACAACACAUUCACCCUUUAGCCUGCAGUCGGGCUAUAUAGUGAGUAGCACGCCGGAUGCAUCCUGCACGCUGCCCACAGCCGGUGGCUCCCAUUUGGAAGAUGCGGCAUAUGUGCAACCGGAUUCGGAUGCGCCGCUAAAUCAAUACGGCGAACGCGGCUACGAGCUGUACGAUCCGAGUCCAAACUUUGUGGAUAUGGUGCCCAGCAACAGCGGACGGCUGAGUGGUGAGCAGCAUCUGCUCCCAAAAACGAAGCGCAGCGGCGGCGCCAGUAUUAUGCCCAACAUGAGCAGCUCCAUGCCGGACGAAGUGAUUGGUGGCGGCGCCAGCGCCAGCGGCAGCGUUGUGACCAGCGGUGUUGUCUCCUCAUCGCUGCAGCCCUCAACAGCCUCGGCAGCCAGUUCGAAUGCGAGCAGCAGUCGUAAUCCGAGCCUCAAACGUGUCGUCGCGGACACCUUGCGCAAUCGUGUCGGCUACGGGCUGCUCAGUCGCUUCAAUUUGAAGCGCGGCGACAGCAACGACAGCCACAAGAGCAACAUCUCGAAUGCGGCGAGCAGCAGCAGCAACUCAAAUCUAACCAGUCAUCCCGCCGGCAUGGCCAUGGUAUCUAUGGGACCCAAUUUGGGCACCAUCGAGAGCGGUGGCAGCGGUAGCGCGGGCAGCUAUACGGGCACACCGCGUUUCUAUACGCCCACAGCGACCACGCCCAGCGCCGGAGGCAAUGGCAGCACAAUAAUCAUCAGCGACAAUUCCAACUACAAGCUGCUGGAUGAGUCCGGGAACAGUGCGGAUGCAGCAAACUCGUCUUGGCCCCAAAACAAGCUAACCACCAGCAGUCUGAAUCCCAACUAUGAGCUCAUGCAGGCGCCCGUAGCGGAAAUGGCGGCAACACCCUUCAGCAUGAUCAGCGACAAUCCCAACUAUGUUCUGAUGAGCGAGCCAAAGACUGCAACUGGACAGGGUCAGGUCUUUACCAGCGAUAAUCCCAACUAUGCGGCCAUGACGGGCCCAGCGCAGGUCCAGCCCAGCAGCUCGGAUCAAGACGAAAACGACGAUGAGGACGACGCCGAUGAGCACACGGAGCACAUUAAAAUGGAGCGCAUGCCACUCAGUCGGCAGAAGCAGCGUACGCGCAUCAAGCCACAACAGCAGCAACAGCAGCAUCAGCAGCCGCGCAGUCGCAGCGUUAGUCAGACACGCAAAGCAGAGACUUCGGCGCCUACGUCAGCAGCGACAGCAGCAGCAGCAGCUGCGUCGGCCGCUAAAACGUCCAAUAUACUCAAGGAAAAUUGGCUGAGGCAGGCGAGCACGCCAAAGCCACCGCCGCCCAACGGUUUCAUAGGACGCGAAGCGUAGAAGAGCGCAAGUGUCGUGAGAAUUUUGUAAAUACAUACAUGCAUAUGUAUAUGUAGCAAUUAGCAUAAAAUAUGUAGAAAUAUUAAACGGGGUGGGGCCGGGGUACUCAGAGCCUGCAGCUUAUAAUUGCUUUAAACUCGAAUGGUAUAAGAGAGCAAAGCGCAGCAUGAGCAGAGUUUAUGCUAACAUUAAGAAUGCAUGUUAGCAAGCACUCUGCCCUGUUAGUGCUAAUGUUACCCCUAACAUAUGUAAAUAAUGCUUUAAAUUAAGGCCGCCAGCAAACUUUUGCCCACAGCCAAGCCUCCUAACAAUUUAUUAUACACUUAAGCUUAAUUUAUAUAUGUUUUCGUAUUUGUUAAGUAUUUCUUUUAUAAUUUACUAGCGCCGUUUAAACACACACAUACAACAAAAACAACAAAACAAGUCCUAAAUGCAAAUAACAAAAGUACAAAAGCCAACAACAAACCAACCUAAGUACCGUUUACAACUAGACAUAGACACAAUACAUAUGUAUGUGUAUGUAUACGCAUGCAUGCAUGCAUAUGCAUAUAGACCUAACCUAACUUAUGUAUAAUUAAAAUAAUUAUUUUAGCACCUACCUAAAAAGCAAAACACGAAACGAUGCAACAAUGAAGCAAACUAACUGUACAACUACAAAACGAAACACAACAAAAAAAAAACAAAAACAACAACAACAACAACAACAACAAAACAACAGCAACAAUAAGCAAUACAACAAACAAAAUAUCUACACUGAGUUAAUGUCCUUAAAUUAGUUAGUUACUAUUACCAACUUAAACAAAAACUUUAACUAGAAUUUACAUGUACUCAAACAAUUUUUUCAUUUGUUUUUUUUAUAUUAAUGGUAAAUUGUGUUGCAAUUUUUAGUGCUUUUAUGUUUAAGUGUUGUUCGUUUUAUAUACAAAAAAAAAAAAAAAAAAAAAAAGUGAAAAAGCUGUCUGUAAAUGAUACACAAAAAGAGAAACGAAAAAAUAGAGAAACAUUCACUGAUUUUAUGCAUGGCGCUUGGCAAUUGGCAAAAGUUUGUGCUGAGAGAGAAUAAUUUAUAUAUUAUACACAACCAUACACACACACACACACACACACACACACACACACACACACACACACACACACACACACACACACACACAUGGAGGCACGUGGAGCUUUAAAUUGUGUUUGUUUCUUAUCUAAAUUAAUUUCGGUUGAAGCCAAGCUUCAAAUUACGUAAUUCAGAGCUUAAAUAACUGCUGCAUAAUUUACAUAUUUACAUGCUAAACACAUAUUCACAUAAAUAUGUAUGCUAUAUGCAACGCAUUUUAUUGUAACAUAACUGUAGACAAAAGAGCACACACCUACACACACACGCACACACACACACACACGUACACCCACACACAUAGAGUGUAGAUGAUAUUGCCAUAAACUCAAAUUAAGUAGCAAAAGAAAAAAUACAAAACAAAUGAAAGAGAGGAGACUUCGUUUGGAUCAUAGACGAAUUACAAAGUUCAACCUGCAAAUACAUGGAAAAGCAAUAGACGAAUUAUAAACCUAUAUAUAUUUACAUACACACAUACCCACAUACAUAUUUAUAUACGUGUGUAUUUACAUAUGAACUACACUGUUCUGACAGUUUAAUAAAAUUAGAAGAAUAAUAAAAUUAAA